CCAGGUUAGGGAUUUAGUUUUUCUUCAAUUUUGUUUCAAAGUUCAGAGCUUCAGAUAGGAGAGGCAAAUUCUAAUUUAUCUGAAGGUGAAAGAAGUAGGAGAUUGUGAUAAUGAGGCCAGUUUUUUGUGGGAGUUUUGAUCAUGAGACCCGGCAAUCUGAUCUUGAACGUCUCUUCUCCAAGUAUGGGACUGUUGAUAGAGUUGACAUGAAAUCUGGGUUUGCUUUCGUAUAUUUUGAUGACGAGCGUGAUGCUGAAGAUGCCAUCCGGAGCCUUGAUAAUACCCCAUUUGGUUACAGUAAGCGCAGGCUUUCGGUGGAAUGGUCAAGGGGAGAACGCGGUAAUCGUCGUGAUGCAUCUAGACCAGUGGCAAAACAGAGGCCUACUAAAACACUGUUCGUGAUAAACUUUGACCCAGUAGAUACAAGUAUCCGAGACAUUGAAAAGCAUUUUGAGCCAUAUGGUAAGGUAUUGCAUGUCAGAAUCCGAAGGAACUUUGCAUUUGUUCAGUUUGAGACACAGGAAGAAGCAACUAAAGCUCUUGAGUGCACACACAUGAGCAAGAUUUGUGGAAGGGUUGUCUCAGUUGAAUAUGCCCUUAGGGAUGACAGCGAGCGUGGUGGUGAUAGGCGUGAUAGUCCCAGCAGAGGAAGGGAAGACAGCCGUUCCAGAAGUCGAAGUCCUGUGCGUCGAAGUAGUAGACCAAGUCCUGAUUAUGGACGGGCACACAGUCCAGUGUACGAUAGAUAUAAGGGACCAUCAACCAACAGGGAUCGAAGCCCUGACUAUGGGCGAUAUCCAAGUCGAUCACCUGUUCGCCGCACAGGCAAUGGCCACUCACCAGUUCGCCGCUCAGCAGUUCGCCGUUCCCCUGUUGUUCGCUCACCUGUUCGCCGUACCCGUUCCCCUGCUGUCCGCUCACCUGUUCGCCGUACGCGUUCCCCUGCUGACCGCUCACCAGUUCGCCGUUCCCCUGUAGGUCGCUCACCAGUUCGCCGUUCCGCUGAUAGCCGCUCGCCUGUUCGCCAUUCUCCACCUGCUGGCCGUUCUCCAAAUGACCGUUCACCAGUUCGUCGUUCUCCCGAUGACCGCUCACCUGUUUGAAGACCAGGGGCAUGAAUAGUGGGUUGGAGGGUUCUCUCUAAAAUAGUUGCUCACUUCUUCUUUUUUUGGUUUAUCAGCAUUGUAGCUGAAAACAUCAAAUGCAUCUCCAUGGAUACUUUUUUUUUUAGUUGUUGCAGCAGUAGAUAAAUACUUCUAACUUUCAUUUUGUUUAUGUGACAGUGUAGUGUUAACUUAGAACUGGAUGAAACUAGUACUUCUGGUUGGUGCCAUCUUAAUAUGACAGAGUGACUUGAUUCUGCAAGGCAUCAGUGAAAAUUUUG
Molecule: messenger RNA, 1384 nt
Organism: Papaver somniferum (opium poppy)
Lineage: Eukaryota; Viridiplantae; Streptophyta; Magnoliopsida; Ranunculales; Papaveraceae
Product: serine/arginine-rich splicing factor RS31-like
Exons: 6
Coding region: 111-1103 (330 amino acids)
Biological process (GO): mRNA splicing, via spliceosome
Cellular component (GO): nuclear speck
Molecular function (GO): RNA binding
Source: RefSeq, a predicted model, not a curated record